Cricetulus griseus (Chinese hamster) is the source of this 4915-nucleotide messenger RNA. NCBI's taxonomy places the organism in Eukaryota, Metazoa, Chordata, Mammalia, Rodentia, Cricetidae. The record is from RefSeq and is a predicted model, not a curated record.
AUGAACAAAAACAAACUGAUUCAUGAUUUCCUGGAAGUGGUUUCCAGGGGAGAUGUGGAAUGCAUCUGUGGCCAUAUUCCUGAAGUCCAUUCAGUCCUUGGGAACCUUGACUUCCAGCACCCACAGACCGGAAAUACGCCUCUCAUUACUGCAGCAGAAGAAAAUCUAUCAGAGGUUGUUGAGAUUCUUCUAGAGAGGGGAGCAGAUAUCACCCUCUGCAAUUACAACAAUCAAACUGCCAUCCAUGUGGCCAAUGGUGACAUCCGAAGACAGCUCUUGGCAGACAAGAGAAUUCAAGCUCCACAAAUGCAGCUGCUAAGAAGUUCGUGGCAAGGGGAUCUUGAACAGCUUCAACACUUGCUGGCAUCUGAAGAGUUCCUGGAUAUAAAUUUCCCAAACCUGCAUGGCCUGACCCCUCUGAUGCUGGCUGUGAGAGAUGUGGACCUAUUUGAAAGUCUGGAUGUAUUAACUGUCUACAAACCUGCAGAAGUUCUAGCCGAGCUCCUCAGGCAUCAUGCAGAUCCUAAACUUUGUGACUUCAGUGGCAAGUCAGCAAUACAUUAUGUGUCACAAAUUGCAAGUUGGAGGAAACAGCAGCUACUGGACAUCCUGAUGAAUUCUAUACCCAAACCAGAAAGACAUGUGGAGUCACUGCUUGACAUCUGUCAUGAGACAAGCUCUUCUUCAAUGGAUGUGACAGUUUCCCAAACUGAAAACAUCAUCUUUCAGAGCAUCAGCAGCAAUGAGGACUUUGGCCUUGAGGAAGACUGCAGCCUAUCCAUACUGGCUGGGGAAGGAGCAGCUGCCCGGGGUGAAGACUGGCCAUGCAGGACAGAAGGUGUUGAGAUUAUUGUGAUGUUUCCACCAGACCCUCCCCAAGAAACAAGCCAAGAAGAUUUGAAAGAAAACAAGCAGGUGACCUCAGUGCAUCAGGAGUGGGAACAGGUGCGUCCUGUCUCUCCACCAAAUGAAGUGGAGAUGGUGAGCCUCACAGCAAGACCUUCAUGUCUGAAGAGGGAAGGAAGUUCUGAGGAGCUCCAUGGUAUGGACAUGGCCCUCUUACUGAGACCUUGCUUAGACCCAAGUACUGCUGUGUCUGCAACCAGGGAGGAGGCCCCCCAUGUUCUGAAAGUGCAGCAAAGAAAACCUGAAGAGUUUCCUACUUCUGACAUGAGACACAGUGGCCGAAGAAUUGAGUUUCCUCUGCCACCACUAUCACUCUUGCCCAUGAGAUCUUGUGUCCUCGAUGUGGAAAAAAGUCACAAGUUCCCAAGACCCAAUGAGAGAAAAGUUCCAAGCUUUACCACCUCUGUACCUAAGCUCUUAGAGCCUCUUAGUCAAUCAGUUGACUUUAGCUCAUCAAAGAGCCAUCCAGAAGUCACAUGGAAGGGACCAGCAAAACAGAGCCUCAGGGCGUCUGACAGUGCCAUUUGGUCUAGAAACAUGUGCUCUUUCCAGAAGGUGAAUCAUCCCAGAAAACAGGGGGGAGUGGUGGAGAGUUGGGAACCCCAGGAAAUGGAAGGAUGGGACAAAACUGAAACCUCUUGCUUUGAAGAAGGGCCAGCAUUGGUUUCCUGUGAGAAGGUCAAAGAAGGCAAUGUUCCCACAGAGAGGGAAAGGGGUAGUGAGUUCCAUGAUAGCAAAAUGAGAAAAGGGGGUGAAAUCUCCCAAUAUCCUUCAUCAAGAAAAAAAGAGGGUUCAACAGCCAGAGCGUUUGAACAAGAUUCCGAAGCUGUGUACACCAGUCUCAGCAAGCUCCAGGAAGCCCCAAAUGCAGAAAUAACCCAAGCUGAGGAAAAAGAGAUCAGAAAUGAGAAAGUUCCUUUUUCUGAAAGCAAUUCUUUACAUGAAGCUGGAGCGACAGAACCAUACGCUGUGUCAGAAGAGGCUAGAGUUCUAAAGGACAUAUCUUGUAUGAACUCUGACGGCUCCAUUGAAGAGCUCCUAGAAGGCCAUAAAGACACAGAACAGAACAAAAAAAUAUCAGUAGAGGAAUCAAUGAAGCAAGAAAUGAAUGGGAUGGUACCUCUUGUCCAAAUCAUAUUCCCUGGAGAAGGAACACACAAGGAGUCAGCUACAGCCAAAGCUAACCUCCAAAAGAGAAAACACACUAUGCAGAAUAGCAGUAGCCUCAACAUGCUUGCUCAACAAGAACAGGACAAACUCCAGACAAAUACUCCUAGAGCCAAGUUGGAUUCUAGGACCAAGGCAAGAAACAGACCACCUCCUAAUCUCACAGUUUCCAUCCAAGCUUCCAUUAAACCCAACAGGCAUAAAAACAGCAUAAAAACUCAAGUUUUCCCUGCUUUGGAACCCAUGGACCCCAGACCUCAUCUGUCACCUAAGUUUCAAAGGAAAGUGCCUCCAACAGAAAAGAAGAAAUCAAUGCAUCAAACCCAGAACUCUAAAAAGCAAGCAUUUCCUCGAAUCAGUAAAAGCUCGGGUAUAAAAAAGCCAUGUGUUCCCCUGUUGGCUGAAACAACAGAUCCAAGACUGCAUUUCCUGGACUUGAAGUAUAGUGACAUGUUCAAAGAAAUCAAUUCAACCUCCAAUGGACCAGGAAUCUACGAGAUGUUUGGGACUCCCAUUUAUAGUUACAUUCGAGAGGCAGAAAGGCAUGAACACAGAUAUUACCGUGAAAUAUGCACAGCUCCCCUGGGCCGAUGCGUCCCCAGUAAAUGUCAGUCUUCCCAAAGUGACCGAAGCAGCAAUAGCAGAGCAAGACUUCUUCAGAAGAGGCCACACAUAAAAGCCACCAAGCCUUCACUUGGUCUCAAGCAAAAGCACAGAGGGUUAAUUUCUAAAGAAAGGGGUUGCAGGGCUACAGGUAGCCACAGGGAGGAUGGUGUUUCAGAACCAGACUGGCUGAUUAAAUCUUCAGGCAAUGGCUUUCUGUCUCCCAAAGAUGAAGUUCAGCUCACAAACUUGAAACCAAUCCCUGAGCAAUCCCCUGAACAGAAAGAGACCCCUCCUGUUUCAGAUCUAUCCAUCGUUGAAGACAUCAUCACAGAGGAGGAUGUAGAUGAGGGAGGCGUUUUUACCAGUGACAUACUUACCCAAAGCCUUAGAGAUCUAAAAGGGCUUGGAGAGCUGCACCAGCAGGCCCUGCUUGUCCCUUCAGAAAACAGCUGGGCUGUGGUGCUCAGCGACAAGAGUUCAGGCAAGCAUGUGUCACCAGAAAAGCAGGACAUAGAACCUCUUGACAAAGUCAAUGCUGGCCAGAUGCUCAUGGAUUCCCUAGAAUUCGAUAGCCUUUCAGAGAAGUCUAAAACACCCAUGAGCUUUCGGAGUUUCUCUUUCCACGAGAACCCAGAAAGUGCACCUUCCCCUACAGAACAACACUGGGCACCUUCUUUAGAUCAGGACAGCUUAGAAAAUAACUCUGUCACAUAUCAAACACUUGGAAAGAUUUCGAGAGAAAUCUUAGACCCAGUAAAGAAUGAAGAAUUGACGGAUGAGUUGCUAGGUUGUCUGGUUGAAGAACUAUUAGCGCUUGAUGAGACAGAUAACAGCUCUUGCCAAAUAAUGACAAAUGAGGCAGAUGCCGAAAACCUGAACCUUGUCUUCAGUAGGAAAGGUAAUACCAUUGAAGAAUUGGACAGAGAGACAACAAAUGUUAAACUACAGAGGUGUGUUAAUGGAUUCAGGAUAUAUGACAAGGAAGAAAACUUUCUUAACUCAAAUGAAAAGAGGACACUUUCUGACAAGAGUUUAAAACAUGAAGAAGCUAUAUUCUGGACCAAGGGUGAGAUCCUUGGAAGAGGAGCCUAUGGCACAGUUUACUGUGGACUUACUAGCCUAGGACAGCUAAUAGCUGUGAAGCAGGUGGCCUUGGAUACUUCUGAUAAAUUGGCUACUGAGAAAGAAUACCGGAAACUGCAGGAGGAAGUAGAUUUGCUGAAGGCACUGAAGCAUGUAAACAUAGUGGCUUAUCUAGGGACAUGCUUGGAGGAGAACACGGUGAGCAUCUUUAUGGAAUUUGUCCCUGGUGGCUCCAUCUCUAGUAUUAUAAACCGCUUCGGGCCCCUGCCUGAGAUGGUGUUCUGUAAAUACACAAGACAGAUCCUGCAAGGUGUUGCUUAUCUCCAUGAGAACUGUGUGGUCCAUCGAGACAUCAAAGGAAACAACGUCAUGCUCAUGCCAACUGGGACAAUAAAGCUGAUUGACUUCGGCUGUGCCAAGCGUCUGGCCUGGGCAGGCUUAAAUGGUACUCACAGUGACAUGCUGAAGUCCAUGCAUGGGACUCCAUACUGGAUGGCCCCUGAGGUCAUCAAUGAGUCUGGCUAUGGAAGGAAAUCAGAUAUCUGGAGCAUCGGCUGCACUGUGUUUGAGAUGGCCACUGGGAAGCCUCCUCUGGCUUCCAUGGAUAGGAUGGCAGCCAUGUUUUACAUUGGAGCCCACAGAGGCCUAAUGCCUCCUCUACCUGACCGAUUUUCAGAAUCUGCGGCAGACUUUGUGCGCUUGUGCCUGACCAGGGAUCAGCAUGAGAGACCAUCUGCUCUCCAGCUCUUGAAGCACUCCUUCCUGAAGAGAAGCCAGUGAGCAUGUACCAGCUUCCCACUCUAGACUUCCUACCCCCACUUCUGGCUCUGCUGUGGGGAAUGAUGGUUAAGGGACUUAUUUUCCUAUUAUAAAUCCAACAUAGCCCAAUUUAACCAGAUCCUGCAGCAUUAUUGGAAAGUUUUAGUUACAUACUGACCUUAAACUUCAGGCAUGACUGUCUAUUUGCAUGAGAAGAAACUUUCAAAUUAAUUUUUAAAACCCCAUCAAACCCCAUUCCAGUGUUUGCAAUUUUGAUUGCCCAAGAACUAUCUCUAUUGCUUUAUAUGCUUCUUUUAAUUUUUUUUUUUGAACAGAGUCUCACUACGUAGCCCUGGCUGUCCUGAACUCACUAUGUAGACCUUGUUGGCAUCAA